AUGAGCUCUGACGGCGCUAGGGUUUUGGGCGAUACGGAUGCAACCAUGAUGGAUAUUCCCAGAAAGGGGCAGCUGCCGGGCAAACCUCCGGAUGGGGUUACCUCCUGGAUCUCAAUGGUGACGGGUACGAGCGCAGGAGGACGGCCAAAUCCGGAGAGUUUGUUGACGGAUGAGUUUGUGAUGGAGAGGCUGAGUGUAGAGUUCCCAAAUGGAGCGGAUGGGGAAGCGGUAAUUACGAUUGGACAGGAGGUGCUGGAGGUGAUGAAUGGAUUGUGGAAGCAGUGUAUGAUCGUCAAGGUGUUGGGGAGGACUGUUCCGAUUGCCGUGCUGUCCAAGAAACUGCAGGAGAUGUGGAGGCCACAGGGAGUCAUGACGGUUCUGGAUCUGCCACGGGGUUUUUUCAUGGUUCGUUUUGGCGUGGAGGAGGAGUACUUGGCAGCGCUAACUGGUGGGCCGUGGAAGAUGUUCGGUAGUUACCUUCUGGUUCAAGCGUGGUCGUCGGAGUUUGAUCCGUUAAAGGAUGAGAUUGUAACAGCGCCGGUCUGGGUUCGACUGUCACACUUACCGGUUAACUUUUACCAUAGAUCAAUCUUGAUGGGGAUAGCCAAGGGGCUCGGCAAGCUGUUGCGUGUUGAUCAGACAACCUUGAAUGUGGAGAGGGCUCGAUUCGCGCGUAUCUGUGUAGAAGUAAACCUGAGACAGCCGCUUAAGGGGUCCAUGAUGAUUAAUGGUGAAAGGUACUAUGUCUCAUAUGAAGGACUAACGAACAUCUGCUCUGGGUGUGAAAUUUAUGGUCAUGCGCUUCACCAAUGUCCGAGGAGGGUCUCGCCGGUGUCGGUGGAACCAGAAUCGGAGCGUGCACUGGUGGAGGAAGCGAGUCGUGGGGAUGCAGAAGCAGGUUUUGUUAUGGCCAGGAAUCUAAGGCAAUCGGCGGCGACGGCUCAACGUCCGGUAGUUUUCGCAGCAAAGAGUGUUCGGGAGCCGCCGCGUCGAGCAUUGAAGGAAAUUCCACAGAGGCAGAGUUUAGGAAAUAUUUCCUUAUCGAACACCUUUGACAGAUUGAGGGAAGAUAUAGCAGAGAUUGAGGUGGGAGAAGGGAAUGGAGUUAAUGCAGGGGAUAAGGAAAAUGCUGCGAAUUUGGGCAUAACUUUUAAUGACAGAGCAAGUGUAUCAGGCAAAGAAGGAAAGUUGGCCGGUGAUCCACGUAAUUUGAAUCGGGAAACUAGGAAGGGAGCGGGAGAGAGAAAGGUGGGUUCUAGCAAAGGCGGAUCCAGCAAGUUAGGAGGCACUAAUGGGCCUCGACGAAAGCCCAUAAGCAAUUAUCCCACUCGGGGCCUAAUUGUUGGCCCAGUAGAACAUGAUUUGGAAUUGCAGUCGUCGGGGAAGAGAUCGCGAGUCGAGAGAGAGGAUCCACGAUGGCCGGAAACUCAAAUCGCGCGAUUUAAUGCCGAUAAGGCAUCGGAGGGGAUGGUGGGUCUGGUGGAAGGAGACGGACGGAACCAGAGUAACUCCGAGAUUGAUGCGGCGGCUAACUCACUUUUGGUUCUAGCGGCGAUUGGAGGCUCUCUGGAGGUGGGUGGUAUGGAUUUGGUGAGGGAUUAA
Microthlaspi erraticum is the source of this 1602-nucleotide messenger RNA. NCBI's taxonomy places the organism in Eukaryota, Viridiplantae, Streptophyta, Magnoliopsida, Brassicales, Brassicaceae. The record is from the annotation of a GenBank genome assembly.